GGCUGGUCGGCGCAGCUGUGUGUGUGUGUGUAUCUUUCUGAGUUUGGUGCCGGAGCGAGCGGGGGAAACAGCGGCUGCUGCUGCGAGUUCGGCUUGGCAGGAGCCAUGGCAGCUGCCUUAGGCGUCGCCAGGGCUCAGCGAGCGCGCCGGUGUCUGCUGCUGCAGCUGCCAGGGGCCUUCCGAGCCCCGCUUGGCCGUGGCUGCCGCUCUGGGGUGCCGGCGCGGCAGCAGCAGGCACUCGCGGUGCCUUCAGCCUCUGCGGAGGAAAUUACAAGUGCAAGAAGAAAAGGAUUCCUAGCUGAACACGCUGCCCCAUUCUCUGCGUUCUUGACUGAUGGCUUUGGUCGCCAGCAUAACUACUUAAGGAUCUCCUUGACUGAGAAAUGCAACCUCAGGUGUCAGUACUGUAUGCCAGAGGAGGGAGUUCAGCUCACUCCGAAAUCUGAACUGCUGAGCACCCAGGAGAUAAUCACCCUCGCUAGGCUCUUUGUGAAGGAAGGUGUGGACAAGAUCCGAUUGACCGGAGGAGAGCCUCUCAUUCGGCCUGAUGUGAUUGACAUCAUAGCUCAGAUGCGCAAACUAGAAGGGUUGCAAACCAUUGCUGUCACGACCAAUGGUAUUAACUUGGCCAGAUUGUUGCCCCGGUUAAAGGAGGCUGGCCUGAAUGCCAUUAACAUCAGUUUGGACACCUUGGUCCCAGCAAAAUUUGAAUUCAUUGUCCGUCGAAAAGGUUUCCAUAAAGUAAUGGAGGGGAUCCAAAAAGCCACUGAACUUGGGUAUGAUCCUGUUAAGGUGAACUGUGUAGUUAUGAGAGGUCUUAAUGAAGAUGAGCUGGUAGAUUUUGUGGCUCUGACAGAGAAGCAGCCCCUGGAUGUGCGCUUCAUAGAAUACAUGCCCUUUGAUGGUGAUGAACUUCAGGAAAAUGUGAGCUAUAAGGAGAUGCUCGAUACAAUCAAGCAGAGGUGGCCAGGACUGGAAAAAGUGCCUUGUGAAGAAGCCUCUAGCACUGCUAAGGCAUAUAAGGUGCCGCAUUUUCAGGGACAGGUCAGCUUCAUCACCUCAAUGUCUGAACACUUCUGUGGAUCCUGCAAUCGACUGAGGAUCACAGCUGAUGGAAACUUGAAGGUAGGAGCAUGAUGUGUGCCUUUUGGAAAUGCAGAAGUGUCCUUGCGAGAUCACUUACGAUCUAACGCCACAGAAGAAGAAUUGGUUCAAAUCAUUGGGGCAGCUGUUGGCAGGAAAAAGAAACAACAUGCAGGCAUGUUCAACAUUUCCCAGAUGAAGAACAGGCCAAUGAUCCUCAUUGGUGGGUGACCAAUCAAGGCAGCAUCAUGGUCGUUCCCACUGCUCCAAGAUGCCCUGCAGGACCGAACUUGUUUAAAUGACGGGAGCCACAGAACUGGCCAC
This is a messenger RNA of Lacerta agilis (Sand lizard), 1407 nucleotides long. RefSeq names its product molybdenum cofactor synthesis 1 (gene MOCS1). Gene Ontology annotation, biological process: Mo-molybdopterin cofactor biosynthetic process. Gene Ontology annotation, molecular function: GTP 3',8'-cyclase activity; metal ion binding; 4 iron, 4 sulfur cluster binding. The transcript is spliced from 11 exons. The record is from RefSeq and is a predicted model, not a curated record. NCBI's taxonomy places the organism in Eukaryota, Metazoa, Chordata, Lepidosauria, Squamata, Lacertidae.